Messenger RNA from Humulus lupulus (European hop), 3578 nucleotides. RefSeq names its product pentatricopeptide repeat-containing protein At1g08070, chloroplastic-like. Bases 103 to 1932 code for a protein of 609 amino acids. Gene Ontology annotation, biological process: RNA modification. The record is from RefSeq and is a predicted model, not a curated record. Gene Ontology annotation, molecular function: protein binding; RNA binding. The transcript has 2 exons. Lineage: Eukaryota; Viridiplantae; Streptophyta; Magnoliopsida; Rosales; Cannabaceae.
CCCCCCCCUCCCUCUUAUGAUUGCUCAACGGCUAGUUUCCAACUUCAUCUUUCCCUCCAAAACUACAGAGUCAAGAACCGUCCCAAACAUCCAUGUCCCAUAAUGGAAGCUUAUAUGACUGCUUUGCUUAAUCAAUCCUUGCAUCUAAACCAGCUGAAGCAACUUCACGCUCUGAUUAUCACAGAGUACACAAAUCUAGCUCCUAUUUUCGUCAAAAAGCUUCUCGAUUCUCGUGCUAUUGAAUAUGGUCGCAAGGUGUUCGAUAAAAUUACUCAACCAGAUCAAUUUCUUUUUAACUCUCUUGUUCGAGCGUAUUCAAAGCUAUCACUCAAUCAAAAUGCAUUGGCGGCAUUUUCUUCAAUGCACCGCAGUGGGAUUCGAGUGGCUUGUUUUGCCUUUCCGUCUGUUAUCAAGUCGUGUUUGUUGUUAAAAGCUGUUGGUGUAGGAAAACAGGUUCAUUGUUUAGCAAUAAAUUAUGGGUUUGAUUCGAGUGUGUUUGUUCAGACUGCUUUGAUGGAUUUUUAUGCCAAAUGUGAUGAUUUAGUUUCUGCAAGGAAGAUUUUUGAUGGGAUUUUGAUUAAAGAUCCAAUUUGUUAUAAUUGUUUGAUUUCUGGGUAUUCCAAGUCUGGUGAUCUUGAAGCAGCUAGGAGGCUUUUUGAUGUGAUGCCUGAGAGAACCGUUGUCUCUUGGAAUUCUAUAAUUUCUAGUUAUGCACAAAAUGGACAGUAUCACGAGGGGUUGAGAAUUUUUGAGAGAAUGCAGGCUGAGAAGUUUUGUCCGAAUGAGAUCACUCUAGUAAGUUUGCUCUCAAUUUGUGCUAAGCUUGGAGAUUUAGAAAUGGGUUUGAGGAUUAAGAAGUACAUAAAUGAAAGUAGUUUGCACCAAAAUAUGAUAGUCUCAACUGCCAUUUUGGAAAUGUAUGUCAAAUGUGGGGCUGUUGAUGCUGCACGUAAACAGUUUGACAAAAUGAAUAGGAGAGAUAUUGUAACAUGGAGUGCAAUAAUUGCUGGUUAUGCUCAAAAUGGGAGACCAAGUGAGAGUGUAGAGCUCUUUGAGCUCAUGGUGAAUGAAAAGAUUAAACCUAAUGAUGUUGCACUCGUCAGUGCUCUAUCAGCAUGCUCUCAAUUAGGUUUGGUUGAAGUUGGUCAGCGAAUAGGCGCAUAUGCAGAAUGCCAAAGAUUCGCGUCAAAUGUUUAUGUGAGGUCUGCAUUGUUAGAUAUGUAUUCUAAGUUUGGUCAUAUUGAUAAAGCUCGUCGUGUGUUCAGUGAGAUGCAACUCAAGGAUAUUGUUAGUUGGAACUCAAUGAUUGCUGGGUUAGCAGUCAAUGGCUGUGCAGAGGAAUCCAUUUUUUUUUAUGAGAAAAUGAAAAAAACCACAUUAAGACCAAAUAGUAUCACUUUUUUGGGACUGCUGACAGCCUGCUCACACGGUGGCCUUGUCAAAUUGGGUCUUGAAUUUUUCAGAAACAUGAAAUCACAACAUGGUAUUAGUCCAGAGAUAGAACAUCAUGCAUGCAUUGUAGAUCUUUUCUGUAGAUCAGGGAGAUUAAAGGAAGCAUUUGAGUUCAUAUGUAGAAUGAAAGUAGAGCCCAAUGCUGUUAUAUGGGGCACUUUGCUGAGUUCUUCUAGAAUCAACUUGAAUGUAAAACUUGCUGAGAUAUCUCUUAAGAAGUUACUCGAGUUAGAGCCUGACAAUGCUGGGAAUUAUGUCCUUCUUUCUAACAUCUAUGCCAGUGAGGGUAGAUGGCAAGAAGCCUUGAAGGUGCGGAACUUAAUGAAAGAUAGAAGAAUGAAAAAAGAAGUUGCUUAUAGUUGUAUAGCAGUGGACAAUGAAUUACAUAAAUUCUUAGUUGGGGACACAUCACAUUCUAAAUCGAGUGAGGUCUAUAGCAUUGUCAAUGAGCUUGCGAUACAGUUGACUAGUGCUGACUGAGAUUCAAACAUGGAUAUGUAAGUGCAUUGAUGAUCAUACUACAAAAUAGAGAAUGACUAUGCUGUUAAAACACUGUCUAAGCAAGAGAACAAGAUUCCCAAGGAAAGUCUGUUCUUUAUUCACUCGAUUUUCAACUCUCUUUGCAACCACAAGAAGCCAUUGUUCUUUUCCUGGAAAUGUAAGUUGUAUUUUAUUUUUCAUAAUUAUUUACUUGUACCCUUUUAAAUUCAAUUCAAAGCUCCAAGUCUUAUUCUGUCAUGCUCCAUGUGCCAAUAUAUUUGUUAGGAAAAUUAAGAGAUAAUAAUUAAUAGUGAUUAGUUAUGACAACAACAAUUUUUUUUAAUAUCUCAGAUAACAUUAUAGAUUGGAGCUCACGUAAUAUUUUAUAAUAUUACUAGGACACAUACAUGCUGAUGUUGCAAACUUUUGAACAACAUAUUAAAAGAUACAUUUAAAAAUGAUACAGUAGACGUGUAUUAACAUUAAUUAAUACUUUUUUAAAAAAAAAAUAAUUAAUAUUCAAUCGUGAUAAGUUUAUUAAAAACAAAGAUUAUUAUAGGAUCUCAUGGAGCAGGUAGUUUUUGAAGUUUUGACUCACAAAACUGUUAUUCUUAUUCAAUUACUUUGUUACCUCACAAUUAUGUUCAAUAAAAUAACUUUCUUUACAUUUUAUAGAAAAGUAGUAAGCAUUUCCUAGUGUGUUACAAGAAACCCCAUGUAUUUGAUUAAUUUUUCUUUUGAUAAUCUUCAUUAAAAUGAAUUGUUUAUUUGUAUAAUUUGUUGAUACCACAAUGUUACCUUUAUUCUCACUAGUCAACUAGAUAAAGAGGUAAGAAUAAGUCAAUAACCAAAAAUAAUAAUGAAUUGAUUAUUUUAAUGAGAUUUAUUAAAAUAGUAUUAUAUCAGAAGAUCCCAAAAGAUGCUUACGUUUAGUUUAGAUAGAUAAAACACAAAAUCAUCAAACAUUAUAUAAUAUUUAUAGUUGUUUCAAUAGUUUCAUUUUAGUAAGGUUAUCUUGACCACUUGUUUAAGUUGUUCUUUAUUUUGUCAAUAUUAAACAAAUAAAUGCACGUAUCAUAAUCUCAGGCUUCAUGUCUGAUAUUUUUAUUAAAUUUAUAAAAAAUUUAUUCAUAGCAAAAAAGAUUGCGUGCGUAUCCUUGUUUGGAAUUAUCGCCACGCUAUAAACGCGUAAGGGGUACAACAGUAAUUUAAGCAAGGGUAGUUUCGGUAGAGAGUGAGGUACCGUAUAUGCCUAUUACGGCUAUACGGUAGUGAUCCCUUUCUCGUAAAUAAAACAAAAUACAAAGGACAAAAUUGUCGUUUCGGUUACACCGGUGAAUGAUCUUUGACUAUAAAGAAUGUUGUAUGCUGGCAAUGUUUAAUUGCUUCAUUUUCAGAAAGUUUUAAGAUUAAGAAAAAAAAAAGCUUUAAGUUAACAACGUGGGAUGGAACUAUGAAGCUCCCAUUGGGUUGGAAGCUUUGAAUUUCUGUUAUUUCAACUCUGGUUUCGACUUUAACGAUUAGAGUUUUAUUUUGUUAUAUCUAUUUUGAGCUCUCUGCAAAUUUCAAUGGCGGAAACCUCUCAUGGCCCUGCUAGCUUUUGGACUCAAGCCGAUGCUCUGCUGCGAAAGAACCUAACUUUUCAG